AAGAGGCUGUGUGGGCUGUGGCCGCGGGAAGUGAAUGGUUUUACCCAGAGGGCCCUGCGCGGCCUUUCUCCGCUGGCACCGGCGCUGCUGCCUUCUCCCCGGCCAUGGCGUUCACGUUCGCGGCCUUCUGCUAUAUGCUGGCGCUGCUGCUCACCGCCGCGCUCAUCUUCUUCGCCAUUUGGCACAUUAUAGCAUUCGAUGAGCUGAAGACUGAUUACAAGAAUCCUAUAGACCAGUGUAAUACCCUGAAUCCUCUUGUCCUCCCGGAAUACCUCAUCCACGCCUUCUUCUGCGUCAUGUUUCUUUGUGCGGCAGAGUGGCUUACGCUGGGUCUCAACAUGCCCCUCUUGGCAUAUCACAUUUGGAGGUAUAUGAGUAGACCAGUGAUGAGUGGACCAGGACUCUAUGAUCCUACAACCAUCAUGAAUGCAGAUAUUCUAGCAUAUUGUCAGAAAGAAGGAUGGUGCAAAUUAGCUUUUUAUCUUCUAGCAUUUUUUUACUACCUAUAUGGCAUGAUCUAUGUUUUGGUGAGCUCUUAGGACAACGCUUAGAAGAAUUGGUCCAGUUAAGUGCAUGCAAAAAGCCACCAACGAAGGGAUUCUAUCCAGCAAGAUCCUGUUUCCAAGAGUAGCCUAUGGAAUCUGAUCAGUUACUUUAAAAAUGACUCCUUAUUUUUUAAAUGUUUCCACAUUUUUUGCUUGUGGAAAGACUGUUUUCAUAUGUUAUACUCGGAUAAAGAAUGUAAACAGAAUCACGUAUAAGUUAAUAUAAAAUGAUACCUCUGGUGUCGACAGGUUUGAACUUGCACUCCUUGAGGAACAGCCGUGACCCCUUGAAUGGCUGCGUUGAUUAUUGACCGUCCUUAGUCGUUGGAAGCUUUCCUUUAUAGGAACUGGUAGGGCUCACUUUGGUUUUAUUGAAAUGCCAUUUAAUUAUAAAUUAGUUGUAGAUAUCAGGUGCUUCUGAUGAACUGAAAAUAUGUAUCUGAUCUGUGGGAAACUUCAUGGGUUUCCUUAUCUAUCAUGUAGGUGAUUAUAUAUGGAUGCAUUAAAGAAACAAGAGUGGGAAUUUUUCCCCUUGGACUUGAAAUACUACCCCUGUAUAUUGCAUGAAUGAGAGAUUUCCCCAUAUUUCCACCAGAAUAAUAUACUUGCUCUAAUUCUUAAGCAUAAGUGAACAUGAUACAAAAAUACACGCUGACUUACUUGUGAAGAAUGCAUUUAAAGCUAUUUUAAAUGUGUUUUAAUUUGUGAGACUUUACUUAUUAAGAAAUUGGUUAGUAAAUGUUUUAAUCUGGUGGUAAAGGUAUUCUUAAGAAUUUGCAAGUACUUUAGAUUUUCAAAACCGAAUGAGAGAGAACAUUGUAUAACCAUCCUGCUGUUCCUUUAGUGCAAUACAAUAAAACUCUGAAAUUAAGACUUAUUUUCAGUGCAUUGUUUUAAAGAUUAUAAAUAGCUAUUUCUUAAACUUGCUUAUUCCAAAUAAAAGACAUAUCACUGUCAGUUUUUUAAGAAGAUAGUAGAGUAUUACUUUUUUGUUUUUUAAUACCAUGCUUGGAUCUAAAAAGGACAAUUUUUAAAUGGUUAAGUACAUUACCGUCUGUUGUCACUUGACAAGAUUCAUAAACACUGAUGGCAUAGCAUCAUCAUUUUUCUUACUAAUUAAAAUUAUUGUGAAACUUAAAAGGUUUAAAGUAUUUUUUUCCUUUUUGAAACAGCAGGGUUUUAAGGUGAAAUGAGUUAUACAUUUGUGUUUGGGUUUUUUUUGCUGCUGCUUGAAAGGCAGGUGAUUUAUGGCUUGCAUGUUUUCCUAAGCAUUCUUGUGGUUUAUUUGAGAGGAGUAAGUUAAGGCAAUUGAAAAUAGUGUAAGUGGUUCAAAGUUUCUUAAAGGAUCAAGGGAGAAAAUCAUAUGUAGAAAUUCCACGUAAUGACCAAGGGGAUUUAUGGAUGUGUUUGUGCAAGUCUUAUUCUAAGUAGCCCUUGAAUUAGAUGCUGUUUUAUGCUCUGCUAGUGAAGAAAUGCUUCCCCACCUUCGGGAGAAGGUUACUAUUUUGAGAUUGGGUAAUAGGGGUAAAUACAUUGAAGAAAAGGAUAUAGAACCAGAGAGUGAGGAGAGUCAAACCAUUUCAUAAUGAGAGACGCUUAAAGACCUUGCAUUUUGUAGUCUGGAGCACACCUCAGGGGAUCUGACUGUUCAUUCGUUCAUGCAGUAAAUUGUUAAUUGAGCCCUAGUUAGGCACUAUAGACUUGUGAUCUGAGUAUAAGCAACCAUUUAGCUUCUAAUCCACCCAGUUGUACCAGCAUGCACUCAUUUUUCUUUCUUGUUCACAAGAACUUUUUAUCAUGAGAGACUUGGCCAAGUCUUCUGUACUUCAGAUGAGUUUUCUGGGGCAGUUACUUUUGUAUUCCCAUCAAAGUAUUUUCAUGAGCCCUUCCUCUUAGCAACCACCACAUUCCUUUGUGAAUUUUAACAAACAUCCUUUUAAUAAUUAUUUCACAGUAUUCUCCAGGAUUAAUGCCAGGUUUAUUGGUUGCAAUUUGUGGAAGCCACCUUCACAUGUUUCAGAAGUUAGAUAUGUAGUCCUUAGCUAAUACGUCAAGGAUGAUUGACAGUCUGUGGUAGGUUGUUAGGUCCUAGGCAUGUAGAUAAUUAGAAUAUUGGGUAACUGGAUGCUCUCAUAAUAUCUGCUCUUUACCUUCACCAGUGUUUUAAGAAAUUAAUUCAUUUACCAAGAAAAAGCAGAAACUAUUUGCAGUUGACAGUAUGCCAGUGGUUCUUUUCUUUGCUCUAAAUUUAAUUUGUUCCCCUGUUAAUCUGGUUUGGGUGGUCCUAGCCAUAUUUCUAUUAUUCCUGCAUGUGCAGCUGAAACAUAGUCUGGGUUCAUAAUCCUUUCCAGCUUUAGUCAAGACUGUACCCUGUGCAGCCACAGCUGUUUAUUUAGGAAUUCAUUCUUCCUUUGUUACAGUUACUUUUGGUGUUGUGUUUUAAGAGCUUUCUAACUCUCUGAAAUCAUUCCUGUAACUUACUGUGGUUUUUAUUUAUAUCAGCAGCUUGCUAUUGGUACUAUAGAUUGCCCUGCAUUAAAAAUAUUAUGUAACAAAUGUAGUCUAUUUAGCAGUUAUUCUAUUGAGUAAUAAUACUGUGUCAUGGCAAUAUGUCCUGUUAGUGCUAAGGAGGUAUAGGGGUAGAUUCUCUAAUGCCUGAAUCUGAAUUUUAUUAUUUGAUAAUUUUCACAAUAUUUAACUGAUACUCCCCACUCCCCAUCCCAGAGUAGAGGAGAGUUGGGUAACAGGCUGCACAUAAACUACUAAUUUGUUUGAAGUUUGAAUUACUUUUCAUGGGAAGAGGGUAGUGACAGGAAAUGACCAGAUAAUCCACUUUUGACAUGUAUCAGAUAGUACUGAAGCAUUUGAGAAGCCUCAUACCAUGAAUGGUCAGACCUAUAGUCAAGUUCAGAUACCCAGGUAAUAGUCUCACACAGAGCAACAGAAUGCAUCACAGUUUGCAGUAUGUGUCUUUUAAAGCCUCUUCAGUAUUUUUGGCUCGAGGACCACUUACGCUAAGUGUUCAUAGAGCUCUCUGCAGAUAACAUAUUUUGAAAAUAUGUAAGAUAAUUGCAUAGAAAGGAAGUCGAGAUGUAGAUAUAGUUUGAAACUAGCAAAUUAUUUUCCUUGCUACAACACUUCUCUUUUCCUCCAAUAUAUAUUUACAGACAGAGUUUAUGGAAUAUUACUGCCAUAGUACAAAGAAUGACUUGUGGAUUUUUUUCUUAUACUCUGCAGGAGGGCCAGCUUUCAUUUUGGGUGUGGCUAUGUCACACAGCAAUGUGAUAAUAUCAAGUCCAUUAAAAUGAUCUCUAUAUAAAAGGACAUAUCUAAUUUACUUACUUAAAGUUCAGUUGGUAAAGAAUCUGCCUGCAAUGCAGGAGACCCGGGUUUGAUCCCAGGGUCAGGAAGAUCCCCUGGAGAAGGAAAUGGCAACCCACUCCAGUACUCUUAAGGACAGAGGAGCCUGGUGGGCUACAGUCCAUGGGAUCACAAAGAGUCGGACACAACUGUGCAACUAACUUUCACUUUCACCACUCAGAAAUGUGGUAAUCACUUGUAUAAUUGUAAAUCAGAAGUUUUGACAGCCAGAAUAUUUGAAACAACACUUCUCAAAGGGGACAGAUAGAAAUACUAAUACCUUGUCUAGCAUUGUUCAUGAAACUAUGAAACUUCAUAGUCAUUGUUUUAGGAAACUAUUAAUGUUAAUCUCAUAAUUUAAGCUCUUUUGCUCAAACCAGGCAUUGAUCUGUUAGCUAAUUAGUAACUAGCUACUUAGUCUCUGGCACUAGUAUUACAGCUCAGCAGAUAGUUCUGAACUAAUGCUGUAGGAUGAUGCCAAGAGAGAAAAUGAGGUUCUCUUUCGGGAUAUGUUGAAUAGCUUUCUUGGAACAAUUUUGCUUUGAUUAAAAUUAAUGGUUUUAAAGCUAAAUGUCUUAAAAAGAGUAAACAACUCUGCUGCUUGUUCUGCUUGGUUUUGGAAAAACAGUAUUAACCAUUAAGGUGAUCUGUGGGAUCGGAGUGAAGGUUUUACCCUACAUUAGUUUUAUUAAUGUAUAUUGUGGAAGAUGUAGAGGACAUCUUGACAUAGAAAAGAAUGAAUAAGUUAACUUAUCGUACAGUGCUUUUCCUAAACAUUUACAUUUGUUUGUUUACAAUGUUCUUGUAUUAUGGAGAAGAAAAAUUUCUUAAAUAAUAAAUUGAUGACUAGGUAGAUCAUAAAACUACUAAGGGAAACACAGAAUGUAGUUAGCUAUCUGUGUUCAUGGUUUGUUAAAAUCUAAGUUAACCUUAACGGUGCUGUACACCAUCCAAAGACAAUGUCCUUAUGUUGUCCUGCCUUCUUUGAGCUUGCUUGAUUUUGCUUUUGUAUACUUAAUAAAAACUGUCUCAAAUGUU
This is a messenger RNA of Odocoileus virginianus texanus, 4943 nucleotides long. RefSeq names its product cornichon family member 1 (gene CNIH1). NCBI's taxonomy places the organism in Eukaryota, Metazoa, Chordata, Mammalia, Artiodactyla, Cervidae. Gene Ontology annotation, cellular component: COPII-coated ER to Golgi transport vesicle; endoplasmic reticulum membrane. The record is from RefSeq and is a predicted model, not a curated record. Gene Ontology annotation, biological process: endoplasmic reticulum to Golgi vesicle-mediated transport.